Messenger RNA from Amborella trichopoda, 2442 nucleotides. RefSeq names its product Class II aaRS and biotin synthetases superfamily protein. Gene Ontology annotation, biological process: prolyl-tRNA aminoacylation. Lineage: Eukaryota; Viridiplantae; Streptophyta; Magnoliopsida; Amborellales; Amborellaceae. The record is from RefSeq and is a predicted model, not a curated record. Gene Ontology annotation, cellular component: aminoacyl-tRNA synthetase multienzyme complex; cytoplasm. Gene Ontology annotation, molecular function: proline-tRNA ligase activity; ATP binding.
UACAAACCGAGAACGAUCAUCAAGCUGUGUGGCGCCCCGUUUUCCGGACAAGCGUGAACCCAUUUGUUGCCCCCCCUUGCAAGAUAAGAGAGGGGGAGAGAGAUAUCAUUUUGUGGAGAGAGAGAGAGUCAUUUAUUUAUUUAUGAAGAGAGAGAGAAAAUGGCGUUUGAGGCAGGCCCUAAAGAGAGAUUUUAUUGUUUAGUGGGGUUUGACUGCUCUAGUCCUCACUUUGUUUCCUGGCACCUCAGAGGAAACCCCAACCAGUAGCAUCUUGAAGCCGGGCCUCCUAAGCAAGAAGGCCGUUUCGAUCCAUCUCUCUCUCUCUCUCUCUCUCUCUAAUACCGAAAUGCGCAGAUGUUUUAGCAGUUGCACAGGGCUUCUAAAUAUUUGGAAACCAAAGAAUAUUGUAGAUCUUACCUUUGCAAAAUCUUUCACUGCAUUUAUGUCCACUCGAGACAUGGAAAACCUCAAAAUUGGUGGUAAGGAUCCUUCAGGUGAAAAAAAUAGCAGGGGAGCGGUGGCUAAGAAAGAUAAAACGGGCGGUCCAAAGCCAGGAGCAAAGAUGAAGGAAGUUAAGAAAGAGACUGGCCUCGGCCUUUCUCAUAAGAAGGAUGAAAAUUUUGGGGAGUGGUAUGCUGAGGUGGUUGUUAAGAGUGAAAUGAUAGAGUACUAUGAUGUUUCUGGUUGCUAUAUACUAAGGCCAUGGGCAUAUUCAAUAUGGGACACCCUAAGAGAAUUUUUUGAUGCAGAAUUAAAGCAGUCAGGGGUGAAGAAUUGCUACUUUCCAUUGUUUGUAUCAUCAAAUGUUCUAGAAAAAGAGAAAAAUCACAUCGAAGGUUUUGCCCCAGAGGUCGCAUGGGUUACAAAAUCUGGACAAUCUGAUCUGGAAAUGCCCAUUGCUAUUCGUCCCACAAGCGAGACUGUCAUGUAUCCUUACUUUGCCAAGUGGAUUAGGGGGCACCGUGAACUUCCUCUUAGACUUAAUCAAUGGUGCAAUGUUGUUCGAUGGGAAUUCAGCAACCCCACUCCUUUUAUAAGGAGUCGUGAGUUUCUUUGGCAAGAAGGACACACAGCUUUUGCAACAAAAGAAGAAGCUGAUAGCGAGGUUCUAGAAAUUCUAGAAUUGUAUCGGAGGAUAUAUGAAGAAUAUUUAGCAAUUCCUGUUAUUAAGGGAAAGAAAAGUGAACUUGAGAAGUUCGCCGGCGGACUUUAUACAACUAGUGUGGAGGCUUUCAUACCAAAUACUGGUCGUGGUAUACAAGGUGCUACUUCACACUGUUUGGGUCAAAAUUUUGCAAAGAUGUUCGAAAUAAAUUUUGAGAACGAAAAGGGUGAGAGGGCUAUGGUUUGGCAGAACUCUUGGGCAUACAGUACUCGUGUUAUUGGAGUUAUGGUAAUGACUCAUGGUGAUGACAAAGGCUUAGUUUUACCGCCUCGUGUAGCGCCAGUGCAGAUCAUUGUAAUCCCUGUUCCGUACAAGGAUGCUGACACACAAGCCAUCAUGGAUGCAUGUUCUGAAACUGUAAAUAAUUUGAAUUCAGCUGGUUUCCGGGCGGAGGCAGACACAAGAGACAACUAUUCGCCAGGUUGGAAGUACUCGGAUUGGGAAUUAAAAGGUGUUCCACUGCGUAUUGAAAUUGGUCCAAAAGACAUAGCUAAAAAGCAGGUUCGUAUUGUCCGUCGUGAUAAUUCUGUGAAAAAGGACAUUCCUUCAGAUAAUUUAGUUGAAUCUGUAAGGGAGGUUUUGGAAAGCAUUCAAGAAAGCAUGUUUAAAACUGCGAAGGAGAAAAGAGAUGCUUGCAUUGUUAAGGCAAAGACCUUUGAGGACUUUGCGGCUGCCAUUAAUAACAAGAAAAUGGUCUUGGUGCCAUGGUGCGAUGAGGAGGAAGUUGAGAAGGAGGUGAAAGCAAGAACUAAAGGUGAAACUGGAGCAGCGAAGACCCUUUGUUCCCCAUUUGACCAAGAACCUGUCCCUGAAGGGACCUUGUGCUUUGCAACAGGAAAGCCAGCAAAGAAGUGGACGCUGUGGGGCAGGAGUUACUGAGCAUCUUUGUAUGCCAUUGUUAAAGAAAGGUUUCCAUAUAGUCAACAUUCUUAAUAGAUUUCAAUCCAUGUGCGCGAUUUUGUAGGCAUUCUUUUGCCACUGCCCACUAAUUUUAUGAUGUCUUCUGCCCACCUAAUUAAUUAAUCAUUUCUUGGUAUGAGACAUUCACAAAUUCAUGCAUAUCAUGCACGAGAACGUGUUGGAUUUAGAGUUGUCAUUUGAGGCGUUUUCUUUUGCUAUUGUCACUUAUUUGAUUUCUUAAGUCCUUGGUUACAAUUUUGUUUCCGGUUCUUGUAAAAACACUGAGCAGAUCACCGCAGAUGCCUACUGCUUGAAACUGUAAUUUCCCUGAACUUACCUUUUGAUGACCAAAGUGCUCUGCCUUCUUUUUGGUCAAA